CUUCCACAUUAUCUUCACAACCUCAGACAGUCUCACACACACAAACAGAACCUAAAACGCUCUGUCGUUUGUUAAUCUCAUUGAAAAUGGCAACCAUGGCUUCCACUCUCACCUCCAAGCCUCAAACCCUCGCUUUCUUCGACUCCUCUUCCUUCCAUGGCACCCCUUUGGCCCCACCUUCUUCUCUCCGUGUCCAUCAACCCGCCAAAUCUUCCGUGGCCCCACAUGCAAUCUCCAUGUCCGCCUCUCCUCCGCCGUACGAUCUUAAAGGGUUCGCCUUCGAGCCCAUCAAGGAGUCCAUCGUCUCACGCGAGAUGACACGUAGGUACAUGACUGACAUGAUCACCUACGCCGAUACCGAUGUGGUCGUGGUCGGUGCUGGCUCAGCUGGUCUCUCAUGCGCUUAUGAACUGAGCAAGAACCCAUCCGUACAAGUGGCCAUAAUCGAGCAAUCUGUGAGCCCUGGUGGCGGUGCAUGGCUCGGUGGUCAGCUCUUCUCUGCUAUGGUUGUUCGCAAGCCUGCUCAUCUCUUCCUUGACGAGCUUGAAAUUGAGUACGAUGAGCAAGACAACUAUGUUGUGAUCAAACACGCUGCUCUCUUCACCUCAACCAUCAUGAGCAAGCUCUUGGCUCGCCCCAAUGUCAAGCUCUUCAAUGCGGUGGCAGCCGAGGACUUAAUUGUGAAAGAAGGAAGAGUUGGUGGGGUGGUGACCAACUGGGCCUUGGUGUCCAUGAACCACGACACACAGUCAUGCAUGGACCCCAAUGUCAUGGAGGCUAAGGUGGUAGUGAGCUCAUGUGGGCACGACGGGCCAUUUGGGGCCACUGGGGUCAAGAGGCUCAAGAGCAUUGGGAUGAUUGACAGCGUACCUGGAAUGAAGGCACUGGACAUGAACACAGCUGAGGAUGCCAUUGUGAGGCUUACUAGGGAAAUUGUGCCUGGGAUGAUUGUUACUGGGAUGGAAGUGGCUGAGAUUGAUGGAGCUCCAAGAAUGGGACCCACAUUUGGUGCCAUGAUGAUCUCAGGGCAGAAAGCUGCCCACUUGGCCUUGAAGGCACUGGGACUUCCCAACGCUCUGGAUGCAGAAGCCAUCCACCCGGAGUUGAUUCUAGCUGCCGCAGAUUCUGCAGAAAUUGCAGAAGCCUAGAAUCAAAUUUUAGAGUUUUUAAUAAAAUAAUAUAUAUAUAUAUGUGCCGGAAUAAAAUACAGUUCAUAGGAAUGAGUUUGUGGUGUGGUGGAGUGAGGAUGAUGUUUAUAUGGUGGGCUUUUCUUCUUUUGGUACUUUAUGGCUUUGGAACUUUUAAUGCUAGCAUUUAGCAUUUAGCUUUAUUUACUUCUUGUAUGCUUCUCGCUUGGCUAGAGACAAAAUUGUUAUUUUCUGGAUA
Messenger RNA from Quercus robur (English oak), 1386 nucleotides. Its product is annotated as thiamine thiazole synthase, chloroplastic. Gene Ontology annotation, biological process: thiamine biosynthetic process. The coding region runs from base 87 to 1148 and encodes 353 amino acids. Lineage: Eukaryota; Viridiplantae; Streptophyta; Magnoliopsida; Fagales; Fagaceae. The transcript is spliced from 3 exons. The record is from RefSeq and is a predicted model, not a curated record.